AUGAAAAGGCGAACUAUAUUUUUCGAUGCAUGUUUCCUCGUUUUGCUCGUUUAUACUGUUCAAGCUCAAAAAUCACAUCGUCGUCAUGCUCCAAUAAGAACUUCAAAAGUACAACAGCUGCAAGAUCAGACUACAACUUCACAACGAUUAGACUGUUUUCCAGAAGCUGCUUACCCGAAUUCAGGGUUUUCAGAACAAGCAUGUUUAGCACGAAACUGUUUAUUUGAUGCAGCUAACUCGUCUGGUCGACCGCAAUGUUAUUUACCACCGAACUAUGGUUAUGAACUCCAAUCAGCUGAAAAUCGUGAAAAUGGAAUGCGACUGUAUUUGAAAAAGACAGACAAAGUGCAGAGUCCAUUUCCAAUUGAUGUAAUUGAAAAUGUCAUUUUAGAUGUAGAGUACUAUAGCGAUCAAAUAUUGAGAUUUAAAUUGUAUGAUAAAGAUAAACAACGUUAUGAGGUCCCGAUUCCUCUGAACCCACCUUCAUCCUCAAAAAUUCAAAAUCCCUCCUACGAAUUCACAUACUCGUCAAAUUCAUCUAAUGACAACCUUCUCUCGUUUUUCGUUAAACGUCGUUCAACAGGACAAGCUCUCUUUGAUACAAGUUUGGGUGGACUCAUUUUAUCCGAUCAGUUUUUACAGAUCGUAACACGUCUGCAAUCACCCCAUGUCUACGGAUUUGGUGAAAAUAAUCACGAUACAUUGAAACAUCAAGUGAAGGAUAGUCCAUCGUGGGGUUUAUUUGCUGCUAGUUAUGGUACAAACACGAAAACGAAUACGAAUCAUUAUGGUACACAUCCAUUCUAUCUGGUUAUGGAACAAAAUUCGUCUACUUCACAGCCAACGGGAAAUAUGCACGGUGUUCUCUUUCUCAAUUCAAAUGCAAUGGACUAUACAUUUUCACCAACGCCAAGUUUAACACUACGUACAAUUGGCGGUGUACUUGAUUUCUUUGUCUUCAUGGGACCAGAACCGGAAGAAGUUGUGAAACAGUAUACGUGGUUGGUUGGACGACCAAUGUUACCACCAUACUGGGGUCUCGGCUUUCAACUCAGUCGGUGGGACUACGGUAACAUCACCCAUUUGAAAAAUGUUGUACAACGGAAUCUCGACAAAGGCAUUCCUCUGGACGUUCAAUACUCUGAUAUUGACUAUAUGGAUGCUGAUAAAGAUUUCACGGUGGAUCCUAAAGACUUUGUUGGUCUGAAAGAAUACUAUGAUUGGUUACAUAGUAAGGGACUACAUACCAUUAUCAUUCUUGAUCCUGGAGUUAUUGAUGAUCAACUGCAUUAUCAACCGACGAUAACUGGAAUGAAGGAAGAUGUUUUUAUUAAGUGGGAUGAUGGUAGUGGACGUCCGAUAAAAGGAAGUUGUUGGCCUGGUGACGUUUAUUUUCCAGAUUUCUUCUUAAACCGAACGAAACAAUGGUGGACAAGAUGGAUCACAGAUUUUCAUGCUGUGAAUCUAACGUUUGAUGGUCUAUGGAUUGAUAUGAAUGAACCCUCAUUAUUCAAUACAAACGAGCCUUUUCCGUGGAAUUGGCAGGAUACCGGUUCAAAUUAUACACUAAAAUGUCCUGUUAACAAAUACGAUGAUCCGCCUUACCUUACAAAAGCUGUCUAUCGUUACAAUGAAGAAAAUCAACGUCCCAGUCGUCUCUCUGAUCAUACAAUGUGUAUGUCACCACAUCAAGGUGAAAAUGGAAUCUAUAGACACUACGAUGUUCACAGGUCAGUUUUUAGUUCACUUCCAACAGAAAUAAGCAGCGGAAUAUCUAUACAAUACUUUUAUUUACGCAGCUUGUACGGUUGGAGUCAGACUAAGCCAACGUUAGAUGCUCUACGAUCAAUCACUAAGAAACGUGGGAUCGUGUUGCCCCGUUCAACCUAUGUGGGUAGCGGACAAUGGGCCGGUCAUUGGCUUGGAGAUAAUGAGGCGACGUGGCAUGAACUGAAACGGAGUUUGAUUGGAAUGGUGGAGAUGAAUUGGUUUGGAAUACCAUAUGUAGUGACAGAUAGUGGUGCAACGGAAGUUGAUGUCUACAUUCCGUCAGCAGAUUGGUACAACUUUUACAAUGGACGUCAUAUAACACAAAAUCAACAGACAAUCAGAGUAUCAGCACAUCUGGAUACAAUACCACUCUUCUUGAGAGGAGGGUAUAUCAUACCGACACAGGAAGGUGCAAAUAAUACAAAAUAUUCAAGGGAGAAACCGUUUGGACUAACAAUUGUAUUGAAUUCACAGGGUGAGUUCUUUUGCACUUGGAAAGGUCUAACUUGA
This is a messenger RNA of Didymodactylos carnosus, 2280 nucleotides long. NCBI's taxonomy places the organism in Eukaryota, Metazoa, Rotifera, Eurotatoria, Philodinida, Philodinidae. The record is from the annotation of a GenBank genome assembly.